Molecule: messenger RNA, 12960 nt
Organism: Amoebophrya sp. A120
Lineage: Eukaryota; Dinophyceae; Syndiniales; Amoebophryaceae
Source: the annotation of a GenBank genome assembly
CUUGUUCGACGUACGCACGAACUUACUUGUUUCAUGACAAGGUUGAUGUAUUGUUCCAUCAAAUUUUACGAUUGAUUGAAGAAAUUGGAAUUGCAUUUCCUCUUGCUAAAACAGUUUAUUUUUACGGUAAGUACAAAAUCCUAUGCUCAACAUCUUCUUCAUUGCGCAGAAGUUUGACGAUCGAGCGCACGCAACAAGAUGCUGUCGCGUUACACCGGCACCGGCAGCGACCCUACUUCGUCAAAAAAGACCGUCGACCUCGUUACCAACGUGACCUUGGCCGGAGUCACGACCGCCCUGCUGGUCAGAAUGGUGCUCCAGGCAUGGAAGAAGAAGGAGACGUUUUUCUCUUUUGCCUACAUCGUCAAGCUGGCGGCAACGGGAAGGGGUCCGAGAACGUCGGAUGGAAAGUUUUACGGCGGGCCAGUUUGCGCUGUGAAAAAGCUACCCUUGCCAGAGCCGAGGAAAGAGGUUUUUUUUCUUUUGGAGAUUCUUGUGGUAGACUUCCUUGUCUCCGAUCUAUUGCUUUUGAAAUUAGAUGAGUCCCAAACGCAAUAUAGAUAAAGAUGCCAACAUCAGCUCCAUCUUCUUCAUGAUCAUGAUGCGAAUAGAGAACAAACGAGCUGCUGACCAAUCUCUAUCGGAAGAUCCAAACGGCGCAACACAACUACUACAGGUCCGCACCAUCAAUGACCGAACUUUCUUUUCCCUGCAAAACUGGUUGUCUUCCAAGAACUGGCGCCACCUGCUGUGGCUGGAAUGGAACCGGGUGUGCAACGUGAUGAAGUUUCCGAACACCUGGCUGUACGAGGGCGGCCCGCUGCAGCACGUACGGACCAGCGCCCAGAUCCAGUCCAUGGCCGAGGAAAUGAACAAAAAGUUCGAGGAAACGGGCGUGCCGGUGAAAGACCUACUGCUCGUUGGGGGCGGCCUAUCCAAGAAAAAAACAUUGUAGGUGUGACUUUUUUGGAAGAACAGCAUUACAAAUUUGUCUGGCAUGACAGCAAAAACCUAUCAUGCGCAGAUAGUACGUGAAAACGCCCUUUAAUGGACCCUGCGAUGCAUGCCGAGCAUGACAGUCGCAAUCAUCUUGCAUGUUGAGCAUCACAAAUUUACACUAGCAACGUUUUUUUCUUGGAUACGGCCACUCGCACGUGCACGUGCUGAAAAUGCUGGCCAUGAAGCCGCUGCAGAACACUCGGGUGAUAUGAAUUGCAAAUAUGUCUGGUUCUGGAAGAUUCUGAGACUUGGCAUGCACGUUUUGUAUGAGCCAUGAUGUCUGUGAUGCAUGCCCUAGCAUCACAGGUUUUUUGAGGGAUUCUUAAUGCCUAUUCCGCAUGACAAAUGCCCUCUCCGGGUAGCAAAAAUUAGACUCCCUUUGCUGCUCAUGCAACACAAAUUUUUUAGACAUCCAAAUGCAGCAUCACAAGUUGCAUUCUUCCAGACCCAGACAUUUUUGCAUUUGAUAGGUGACGCUGAUCAGCAAGACCUGUCUGACGCCGUAUUCCGGGAUGCUUCCGGGCCACGUGGGGGGAAUGUACACGAAGGAGGAAGCGCACUUGGAUCUGUUCCGACUGUAUCAAAUGUAAAAAUGUCUGGGUCUGGUGGAAGACUCAUGCUGUUUUUGCAUGACACAGAAGGUCUGGCAUGGAAGCUCUAGCAUCACAGGUUUCGAGAAGCUUCCGCAAUGCCGAAACCGCGUGACAAGUCCCUCACUUUGGUGGCAGGAAGUGGGCAGCUUUUGCUACCUAUGCAUGACAGAUUUUUCUUUGUUCUGAAAUGCGCAUCACGAGUUUGUCUCCUUCCAGACAUCCAGGGAUAUUUGCGAUCCAUAGACUGGCGAGGUUCGCACGCGUGCGGUUCAUCGUCGCGGAAGUGGACCACAUCGAUUUUGUGGGCAAGAAGGUACACUUCAAAACGACAGCGCCACUCGGUAGUGGUGGAAGAAGUUCAGCGAGAAAUGCACUGGAUAUCGAGAUGUUCGAAAGAGUCAGACCGGCUUCCGCUCCGGGUUCGCCUGCUUCUUCGAAACAGGAAAGUAAAGCGGAUAUAAUUGUUGGGUCCCCGGGUGGUGUGGUCCCCUCAGCAGGAGAGCCAACAACUCUACUUCCGGAUGAAAAGUCGAACUACAGAAUGUUCACGAGAAAAAUCCGCAAACAAAACCUGAGUUCCAUGCUGGACGUCAAUCCCGCGCAAGCCGAAAUAAAUCCCACCAGCACCCGGCCACCCCUCGCGUUUGACGUGAUUUCUGUCAACGUGGGGUCGGUUCCGGACAAGCCCGCUUUCGCUAACACCAAUGGCGUCACCGCGGUAAAGCCGAUCGACGGACUCAGUGUCGCCUGGGAGGAAAUCUUGCAGAAAGUCACGGCGACAAGUAGCCAAAGCUCGACCCCGACGAAGAUCUGCAUCGUUGGUGGCGGAGCCGCGGGAGUCGAGAUGGCGUUUGCAAGCAACCGGAGGCUGAAGGAAGUCAUCGCGGAGAGACAGGUGGAAUUACGGGGCGGCGGGGGCGUGGUGAACAGCAAAAACAAUUAUAUGAUCAAAGGAAAUGAUACAUCUCCACAACUGCAAAUGUUGAAAACCAAUUCCGCAAGUGCGAGCUGGGUUUCUACAACUUCUAGUACAAUACCAGCGUCGAAAUCUACUACUUCACCAAACAGUAGAGCUCUUACGUCCUCCUCAAGUCCGUCGCUUCCACCUGGCAUCGAGAUCUCCCUGAUCCACGCCGGGAAGCAGCUCCUACCCGGCCACGGCGCGCCUGCGAGGCAUAUCAAAUGUAAACAUGUCUGGGUCUGGAAGGAUGAGAGGUUUGUCAUGCACAUUUUGCUUGACUCCUGAUGUCUGCGAUGCAUGCCCUAGCAUCACAGAUAUUGUGAGGGCGUUCUGAUGCCUAUACCGCAUGAGAAAUGCCCUCUCGCUGUGGCCAAAACCAGGCCUCUUUUGCUGUUCAUGCAAUACAGAUUUUUGGAUAAUGCUGCAGAUGCAGCAUCACAAGUUGCAUUCUUCCAGACCCAGACACUUUUACAUUUGAUAAGGCAGCUCGUGCAGGAACUGUUGGAAGAGCAGGGAUAUGCUGUGCAAAAGCGUCGUGCUCGUAGUAAUUCAUUGCAGUACAACUGUAUUACAAAUCUGGGCUUUCAGAUAAUUUAGCAUGACAAAUUGAAUUUAUCAUGCUGAGCAAGUUUGUAAUGCAAGUGCCCCAAGAGCAAGAUCGAUACUUUUGCCAACAUGCAUAAGGGCGUCAAGGUGUUGACCAACCGCCCUAUUAAAGACGCCGUUUCCGCCUGGUCGUCGACGAAUCGGAGAAACGAGAAGUUUAUGCAUUGCAAAGGAAGUUUUAUCUUCGCAUGUAGUGAAGUUUGCAUCAUCUCAAAUAAUUUUCUCGUAAAGAGAUAUGAAAUAAUUUGUCAUGUAGUUGCAGAAAUAGGUAGGCAUAAAGCAGAUCCGUCAUUUCAGACCGCAUAAUUCGUAGGUGUACGGACGACGGCACUCGUGCGAUAGUUAUGCUUUGGCAAUGCAUAAAGUUCUUGGUCGCGGGGGACAACGGUGUAAAAAACAAGGAGAAAAUCCCGUUUGACUACUGCAUCUGGUGCACCGGCGGCCUCCCCCCGAAAUUCCUCGUGGACAGCUUAGAGCUGGCGGGCUUGGAAAAAGAUACGGAUGGCACGAUGCUGGUGUCGAAUUCUAUGCAAUCAACCACCAACCCGGACGUUUUCGGCGCCGGCGACUGCGUGACGAUAAAAGGCUACAAGAGGCCGAAAGCAGGCGUUUUCGCGGUGAUGGCCGGAAUGACACUGUUCAACAACCUAAAGCUCCACUGCGAGAUGAAGAGCGGGAGUGUUGCGACACCUUUAAAUCCAACUUCUCUACCUCCACCUCCACCGCAGUACGAAUCGUACAAACCCCAAACCGAGUGGUUGGGGCUGCUCAAUCUCUGCGACGGUACGGCGAUGGCGAGUCGGGGCGAUGAUUUGGCGAUUCGAGCGGCGUGGCUUUUUCAGUUGAUAUCCUCUGCAAAAGUAUCGCACUCGUAAGACUCUAGUUGUGUUUAAUAUGCGUUACAUUUUUUUUGCCAACGUAUUUUUAAACCCGCAUUGUUAUUGUUUUGUAAUGCUGAGUACUAAAUUAUAAUUUGUCAUGCAAUUUAUACUAAGUAAGCGCGAUACAGAUACUUCUUUUGCAAUCCAUAUUUGAAAGACUGGAUUGACCGGAAGUGGAUGUGCCAAUAUUCCGAGGACGGGCUACCCAGGAUGCUGCCCGACGCUGAAACAGACCCGAUUUUUGCCAGUUUGCUCCUCCCGAAUGGUGCGAAAACGUCCACUACAACCUCCGAGCGCAUCGCGCUUUACCUUUCUCUGCACGACAGGCAGGCCAUCGACCCGACGAUGCGGUGUGGGGGGUGCGCGUGCAAGCUCGGAGGCAAGGUGCUUGCGAAGGGGCUCGAGCAACUACCCAGUAGUACCGCCGCAAAAACUACCGAGACAGAAGCCAAGCAAGCUGCACCGUUCGGGAAAGUCACAGAGGGCGCGGGAGACGACUGCGCGGUGGUUGAAUUAGCCGCAGGAGAUGUGCGCACGAUUCACACAGUGGACUACUUCAAAGCUGGAGUGCUCGACAUGGACCCCUUUGUCUUCGGCCAGGUAUGCAAUACAAAUUAGAUGCAUCACAAAUUUCACCAAUUCAUCGGAGCGUAACACUUGCCAUGCUAAACUAAGUGUUAGGAAUUCUGAACACAUUCACAGCAUACGAAUAGCGGUCGAGUUCGCAUCUUUCUGUUUGGAAUGAUUCAGAACGGAGUACUGAUUCACAUCUGUAUACAGGUGGUGUUUCAAGAUGGAUUGAUUCGUUUGGUUUGGUCAACCAGACCACAAAGACGACGAGACGACUAAGCUAAACGGUUAGGAUCGUUACUGUGCUGAAGAUCAAGAUCGAUGGAACCACGCAGGGGAGCUUGAACACGCAUUGCAUGCUGUGUGCAUAAAGCUCUAGUCAACAUUCCCCCCCCCAAGCGCAAGCCGUUUUUCGAAAAUCGCAGCAAGUAAAAGCUGUGCGACAAAAUCACCACCAGAAGCUUGCAAUGAAAAAGCAAAGCAGAAUGGUGGAUCACAAGUUUUUCUUUCAAAAGCGAUCAGGAUGGCUACGGCAUGAAAAAGCGCAAGGGGCUCCGGCGUAUACAAGUUCCUUUCUAAGCCCAAAGGUCUUCAAGUGAAAAGAAGAGACCGGGCACGCCUACCACAGUGAAACAAGCGUCGACCUCCUCAGGGUCUUCGGACACUUUCACUUUCCUCUUGUUCGUCAUGUGCGGAUUGUGGUGGAAGACGUGAUCUCGAACCUCACGAGGCACAUUGUUCUUUGUGAGGCAAUCAGCUUUCAUGUGCUCAGUGGGACAGAACUUAAUCUUUUCGCAUUCAUCCGCAACUUUGUGGUAGCGCAGGGCAACGUGGCGGCUACGCGGGCGCUGUGCAUCGCCUGGCGUCUUGGCGACCGUGAUGGCGGUCUGAUUGUCCAUCCAAAGGUCUUCGCUAGCAUCGCGAUCUUCAAGAAAACCCUUGAAGGUGCAUGUCUCGGACAUGAUCAGUCCAUCAGAGCCAGCUACAAACUCUGCUUCGAAUGUGGAAUGCGUUCUGACCGAUUGGCGCGCGGUCUUCCACACGAUGGGGGCGCCUCUGUAGUACAGCAGAGCGCCAGACGUGCUUUUCAACGUUACAAAACAAGAUGCAAAACUUGCGUCGGUGAAGAGAUUCCAGUCUUUCAACUUUUCUCCCUUUUGCAGAAGUGAUCCGUAUACCUGCUUGAACUUUUGUUCGUUCUCGGGUGAGUAGUCGAUGCCUACGUCUUCGGUGUGAAUGACAUAGCGCAAAACUUUCUUUACGCAUGCGACUACUGCUUUGGUGCAGGGCUUGCUUGCUACCUUUGCGAGGCAGUUAACGGGCUGCGCGAUGUCGGGCCUACAAAUCGUUACGCACCAUUGCAGGGCACCUACAGCUUCCCGCAACGGGAAUUUCACUUCGGGCGAGGCGGUAUCGUACAGAGCUGAUUCGGUGAAGCAUGGAUUGUCAACUUUCUUACAACCAACCAUGCCAAACUUCGGAGCUAGUUUUGUUCGGAUGUAACUCUGCAUGCAAAUGCGUACUUUGUACUUGUUCGGGUUGUAGUGGACGUCUGCACCGAGCUGAUCAUACAAAAGAUCACCAUUUGGCUGGUGUUCGGGCUCAAUGAUCUUGCCAGGAAACUCUUUCAAAAUCAAACUGACUUCAUGCCUAAGCUCGUGCUCGUCCGGGCCUGUUGCGGUGUUGUCAUCUACAUAAACUCCCAUCUUCAUAUACUUACUGAACUUCUUGUAACUCUGGAAGUUGUUGCCUGUGGCCUUGGAGAGCUUUCUCCACAACCCUUUUUCUGUUGACUGUGUCCAACCGAGACUGACUAACUUCUUUUCGUAGUGCUUUGCCCACAGCCUCGGGGAUUGUGGUAACCCAUAAAGGGCACGAACUAGCUUCCGAAUACCAUCGUCGUUUUGCUCACGCCAUUCCUUUGGCAGACGAAUGAAAAUUUCCGAAUCGAUCAAGCUCUGUACGAAUGCGUUGUCAAUGUCAAACAAAAUUAUGGCAUCACCAUGCGCGGCGGCAUCGAUCAGCAGGUAGCGCGAGGCUCCAAAGCUGAUUACGGGCGCGUAAACUUCUAACUCACCGCCGGGCUUGUAGAGAUUACCUAGGACGACAGCACGGCACUUGAACUUGCCACAGCGCUUGCGGCUAAGCACCAAUGCUAUCGGGACCACGCCUGUGGUCUUAGCGCGUUCUAACUCUUCUGGAGUAGGCACUCUCCACGUCUGAAACGCCUCAAGCUUGCACUUCUCGAGGGAUUUGGCUUCUAACCAGUGCGGCGCAUCUGGCGAGCUCAUCGCGGCAACGUUCGCGAACUGUGGAAGUGCUUCGACUAACUCUUCACCCUCUUCGAAAUCGUCUACGACGCUGUCACAUACAUAACAAUCAUUGAUCACUUCUGCAAAGUCGGCAUAAAACGCAUCUGAGUUCUCGGCUUCGGACAAUUGCUGCUUUGUUCUUCGCGUGCGUUGCGUUUUGUCCUUUGCCCCUUUGGGCCUACCGCGCGGGCGCUUGGUCUUUUCGCGACCAAAGACCACUUCAGGGUCUGGCUCAUGGUGUUCAACCGUGUUCCGGGCGGGCGCGCGCGAUGAAACUGAAUCAGGUGCGGAAUGCGGAUUUUGUACUUGCGAAUUGUCACCACUGGCAUGCUGAUUUGACUGAAGAUUGAUGUCUUUGAACGAGGCAGAGGAUGCGUUAUGAGCGUGUUCUUGUGAAGCUGCUUUCUCGACUUCUAAAAGUGGCAGGGAGUUGGACCCGCCAACCCCCCCAGAACCUGAGACCUCUGAACCACCCGGAUUUUUGCGCACAGGAGCACAAUCCCGAUCAGAACCAACCACCCGGGCAUUGUCCUUCGAGCCACAGAUAGUCUGCAGGAGCUGGUCGUCUGAAACUACGACGCCACCGCGGUACCCUGGGCGUAGAGAGUCAACAUUGUCGAUCAAAACUGACUCGACAAACUUCACGGCGUUUGUUUCGUAAACUGCCCAGCGCAAAGCGCCGGCCUUGGAGUAUCGAUCAUCCUUAACGUAAGUUCCAACUAGAUAGCACGAGGACUGAUCGCAAUACCCAAGAAAGACUCCUUUCGUGUACUUCUCUACAAGUUUCUUGACCCCUUCUACUGGCUGUCUCAGGAAAUAAGCGAGGCAACCGAAGCGACGCAUCCUGGAGUCAAAAUUCGAAGUCUUCAAUAUCUCAUCGGGCUCUUGGGGUUCUGUGCGAGAAACUUUCCGGUCAUUUUGCAGUGACUUCCUCUGUCGACAAGCUUCCAAAGGUGAGAGACCAUUGAACUGAGGGGCGCGCUUGUAGAAUUUCCGCUGUAAGCGAUUCCACGUGUAUACAAAGUAAGAAGCGGCAUAAUCCCAAAGUCUCAAGUCGACACCCACUAGAUUAGCCCUUAAACCGGGACCCAGAGUACCCAUGAAGCGUUCGCACACACCAUUUUUCUGUGGUACGUAUGGGACUGAGUGCUGCCGAAAAACGGAGAGCGCUUGGAGCGUAUCCUCCCACUUCUUUGCUCUGAACGUGGGGUCGUUGUCACUGCGGACAAACCAUACGACCUUAUCUGUCAAGUCGAUGCUGUCCGAUGCGCGAAGUUGCUUGAUUAGCCGUUCUACGACUGCGUAGGCCUGAUCUUUGUGCUUCAACUUGAACUCAAACACACGCGCAACAGCAGGGCAAAUGAAAAUCAAUAGCCAUGAAUUGCCUGUCAAGCUGACGGGUUUGACUGGACCCCAAAAGUCAGCAUCAAGUUGCUUUAGCGGUGUUGGAUCAGAGUACUUCUGUGGUCGUUCUUUCCUAGCACCUGACCUGCCACCCUUUGCGAGGGCGCAUUCAGGGCAAAACACCUCUUCACCUGGGACAUGGAUGUGGCCACGUCUUCGGUGUCGGUCUAACUUGGACAAGUAGCAUAAAUGCUCAAAAUCCUCUACGCAGUCGGCCAAGGCAUCUCCAGUGAAAAUAGAAGCAGACUCAUCGAGCUGUCCUACGCGGCGCUUUUUGCAGCAGUUGGAUAAGCAAUCAGGUGUGAAAAGAUUGCAACCAAAACGCGACGCAGACAAAGCGUCUUCCUCUGACAAAACCUCUUCAAAUUCUCUGCAGUAUAAAGCCACACCCGUGCCGAAAAGCUCACCAUCAGGCAAAAAUGGUAAGUCAGGCGGGUUAUUUUCUAAUGGCACUGCGACAUCUGCGAAUCUUGAAACUAUCUCAGACUUGGCUACUGCUUUUGGUUCUAGCUUUACUGACCAACCCAUUGCGUUCAGGGUGGUUGUAGGUAAAAGGCGGCGCACGGGCAAAGCGCUGUGAAAAAUACCUACUGAGUAACCAAGUCGAUUCGUCUUCAGCCUACCUAUCCUUGGAGGAUUUUUCGCUUGCAAAGUGCCUCCGACUCCAUUGAUUUUCACAGGAUUGGAGCGAAAGGACACAAAAUCGCUAAGCACACUCGACACGUAAUGAGUAGUGCCACUGUCGAGGAUAUCCCUGUUUGUCCUCUGUUUUCUUUCCUCUGCCGAACCUUCAUCCAAAAUGGAUUUGUUGAUCUUGCACUCUAUAAUCGGCAUUGAUUGAUCGAUCUUGCACAGUAACGAUUUUUGAUUGUAACUAGUAGCAUCGUGACUUGUGUAAAAGCACGAAUAGUAGUUGUCGUCGUCAUCAAAUACAUCGCUCUUUUCAUCAGUGUUCUUCGACACAUCAACGAAAUUUGAUUCCAACUCAGCAUCGAUUUUCACAUCGUGAUUUGAAUCCAUCAGCAUCGAUUUAUCAUCGACAUCAUCAGCAGAAUCGUGGUCCUUAUGUCACCACUUGCGACCCUUCUGGUGAGACUUGUAGCCACCUUUCUUCACGCCGUGUUUGCCACCGCCCUUGCCACCACCACCGCCCUUCUUGUGGUUGUUGCCGUAGUUGUUCGCGGGUGGUGGGGCAGUGUUCUUCUCCUGCUGGCGUUUCUUGCGAUAGCAGUAAUGAACGUCAUGUCCUGGACGUUGGCAAUACGUACACCAGAGGCCUCCUUGAUUCUGCGCGUUGUUACCAUAGGGCUGAUUUCGAUUCGCAUAGGUAUUGGAAUUGUAGUUUUUGUUGUUGUGUUUUCCCUGUCCUUUGUGACCCUUAUUCAUCAUAACUAAGGCGGUUUGGUUAUUGAUGGACUGACACAUCAAUUGCUGCUCGAAGGUCGCGCCUUCCGGUGCGACGAUGAAGUUGGAAUUUUUGUUACCAGAAGAAGAAGAUGAUGAUGAUGCACCAGCAAGGAACGCAUUGGGGUUUGCGUUUGCGGGGGCGACGUUCGUUCGUGCUAAAUGCAAAGUCGCUUGCUGUUCCUUUUCAAUAUUCAUUCUGCCUGAUUUGAUGAAGUCCAUCACCAUUGCCAGUCCUUCUUUCUCCCAAGUAGCUGUAGUACUGUUCAAAUUUCUGAUCUCCGCCAUGAUUGUUUUCAUGCAAGUCGGGUCAAGUCGGAAUUUGAGGACGUCCCACAUCUGGCGAUUGAUCGCAGCCGCAUCUGGGUAUCUGUCUUUCAGAAGGAGGAUUUUGCUGUACUUUUCUGCGUAGAUCCAAAUAGAAAAAUCUCCAUCCUUCUCCAUGUCGUAGCAGACAGUAAUCAAUUCGUUGUUGGUUGUGUCACUGUCAAUUGAAGAUGCUUUCUGAUCCCAGUGCGAUGACAGAAGGAAGUAACAUUUUACAAAACCCACUGUCUGGCUGUUCGUGAUCAAUUUUGCUGCGUCGUCUUGCAAUGCAUUCAAAAACGUGGACUCGAGGGAAAACACAUCUUGCUUUUGCUGUGCUGUCAAACCAGGCUGAACAUUUUGAAAGUUCGUCUGCUGGGUGUUGUCGUUCAAAAUUGCCUGCCAUUGUGCGUCCAAUUCCAAUACCAUGCUCAUCAUCGAUUUGAUUUUAUGCUUCCACAUCGUCCAGCCCUCGGAGUUCUUUAUCUCCGGGCAGAUGAUCUUCCGAUCUACCGUCGGCAUACCGUCGGGAUUCGUAAAUCAAUCUAUUCCAAAGAGAGAUUUUUGCGUGUAGAUGCCGAUGGUGUUCCGACGGAAAAAUUUGGACUUGUGGAUGGCGAAGUUGUUCGUUGGCUCGCGAUUACCGGUCUCACCGGCGGCACCAAGUGUGAAUCAGAAUGUUAGGAAUUCUGAACACAUUCACAGCAUACGAAUAGCGGUCGAGUUCGCAUCUUUCUGUUUGGAAUGAUUCAGAACGGAGUACUGAUUCACAUCUGUAUACAGGUGGUGUUUCAAGAUGGAUUGAUUCGUUUGGUUUGGUCAACCAGACCACAAAGACGACGAGACGACUAAGCUAAACGGUUAGGAUCGUUACUGUGCUGAAGAUCAAGAUCGAUGGAACCACGCAGGGGAGCUUGAACACGCAUUGCAUGCUGUGUGCAUAAAGCUCUAGUCAACACUAAGAUCGAAGCCCAAUUUUGUCAUGCAGAGACUGCAUUUGUACGUGUAGGUGUGCGGGAAAUUUACUGUGGAUACCAGGUGGCGGCCCUCCACUCCUUGUCCGACGUGAUUGCGAUGGGCGUGGUGAAUACGGAUAGCGCUAGUUCUUCAACGCGAAGCUCUGGCUCCUCACCAUCGUCGUUCCUCACCUCCUCCUCGAGCAAAGGGCAACAGAAGACGCACAUCAGCGCGCUCUCCACCUGUUCGGUUCCGCUCGGCGCGGAGAGGCUGCAGCAGCAAGACCUCUAUGCUCUGCAAAAGUAUCGCACUCUCUCGUAUAGAAUUGCAGUCACGCAUGACAAGUAUCUUUUCCAACCUGAAUCAGCAUUUUUUACAUUUACAAAUCUCACUUUUGGUGUUCUUCUUGCCAAAAUUAAAACUUGUGAUGCGAGUUUAUAGUACGAUACUUUUGCAAUGCAUAACCUCGCGAUGAUGCUGGCCGGGGCGAAGUCCGCCUUCGGCCCGGACACCCCGAUCGUCGGGGGACACACGUUAUCCUCUGCAAAACAAGUGUCGCACUCGUAGUAAUUGUAAUUAUGCAUGACAAGUCGAAGUCUCCUUCUCAAGGAAAAUCAGCACGACAAAUUGCCUCUGUCAUGCUAAAUGUUUGUAUUGCAAUUACAACUACUAAGAGACAACUUUUGCUAUUCAUACACGAUCGAGGGCGACUUGAGCCUGGGUUUCACGGUCAACGCGGCACAGAGCAUGUCCGCAAACCCGAGCUCCACCUGUUGGCUGAAGGGCGUCGUGAAGGAAAACGACGUGCUCGUGGUGACAAAACCCCUCGGCACAGGGAUCAUCCAGGCGGGCGUGAUGCGGAACUGCUGCAGCGGGGACGUGUGGCAAAACUGCCUGAAAAGCAUGCUGGCAACGAACUCCGCCGACGUGGUGCGCAUUCUCCAGCGCAUCGUCGCGGACAACAAACUAUGCAUUGCAAAACAACAAGUAUCGUACCCCUACGACUGAUUUUUGUAGGUAUGCAUUUACAAAUCUAGUUGUUCAGGUAAAUCCGCAUUACAAAUUCCAUUUGUAAUGCUGAGUCAUCAAUCUGUAUACGCAAUUUCUUGAACUAGCACGAAGAUACUUGUUUUGCAAUCCAUACAAUCCCGGAAAAUUCGCCGUGUCCGCCUGCACGGACAUCACCGGAUUUGGGUUGCUCGGGCAUUUGCUCGAGAUGACGCGGAAAACCAACCGAAAUUUGCAAGUGCAGCUCGACAUGCACAAAAUUCCCAUUCUCCACGGGGCCUUGCAGAUGGUCGCGGAGGGUGUGGCUUCCUCACUGUUUCCAAAAAAUCUCGCCCUGGUAGCGCACGAAAUCGAAAACUUGAAACUCAGCGGUGCAGGAGAGCACCAAGCUUUCGGACAAAUAGUACCUGGAGGAGCAGUUGCGGGAGUAGAGACAAACACCAAAACGACAAAGCUUGCAACGCCGGACUUCGCACUGAUCGAUCCGCAAACAUCGGGAGGGCUGCUGCUCGCGUUGCCGGAAAGCUUGGCGGGAGAAUUGGCGAAAGAAGCGGAUGUGUUUGUCAUUGGAAAAAUCGCGUUCGUAGAUACGAUUGACAAACGGGUAAAGCUGCAGUGGUAAAAACCAAAACGGUCGUGGUAGCGGUGGAUAUCCGGUUUCUUACGAGGCAAAGCCUGAGAGAGACGACCGGAACCGAACUACCACCGUGCUAAUCGCCCGAGGUUUCAUCACUACAUCAGUGGCUAUCUCCGAGUCCGCAAUGAAAUCGAUGUAGCAUGAAUACGAAGCCAUAAUGUUGAUCAUGUCUCCGCAUACAAUAUACAUCUUCGCGCAGGUGCGUUUCACAUCAAUAUUGCGAUUACUUCUAGGACAAUCACAAAAUAGAAACAGCGGAAGCUGCAUUAAGUUCAAUACACCGUGGGGCUCCGCAAUAGCAUUCGCUUCGCCUGGCCACUUG